CAGCCUCAACUCCAACGGCACUGAGAAAGAGGGCUAUACCGCUAUCAUUCUGCUCUGAAAGCAGUUUGGAAGUUAUACUUUCUCAUUUUUGCUACUCCGUGUCCGUUAAAACAGACGUUUUGUUUUGGUUUGUUGUUACAUCGUUGGAAGAACUGAUGUCGUCUCUGUAUUUCUUUCUGUAAAUGGGUCACCAAAUACCCAUGACCAUUGCCAUGGUCUGAGAGGUAGGAUUGAUACCAAAUUUGUGGGAUGCAGUAGAAGCAGGGGUUAAAUUCACAUGAUCCGUGCGAAAUAUCGGAGCAAUACUUUCAAUACCUUGUGACUGUGUUGAGGAUAUUUGUUCAUUCUCCUGUUGGACUGGAGUCCGGUCGUUCUGGGAUUGUAUUGCUCGGAAAGUGUGGCGUCAUGUCUUCGAGAUGAAUGUGCUAUGUGUCUGAUCUGGGAAAUACCUUGUGGAAGGUGUGCAGCGGGAAAUAGACAAGGAGCUCUCGGAGUCUGCAACUGAUCCUCAUUUUCUGUACGUAAUGAACUUGGAAUGAACGACGGAGAAUGGAUAUUAUUUGGGAAAUAUUUCUUAUUCUUCAAGCUAAUUUCAUCGUCUGUAUAUCAGCACAGCCAAAUUCACCAAAAAUUCAUGAAGGCUGGUGGGCAUACAAAGAAGUUGUCCAGGGGAGUUUUGUUCCAGUGCCAUCUUUCUGGGGGCUAGUAAAUUCUGCCUGGAAUCUCUGCUCUGUUGGAAAGAGGCAGUCUCCAGUGAACAUAGAAACCAGCCAUAUGAUCUUUGACCCCUUUCUCACCCCACUGCGCCUCAACACAGGUGGCCGUAAGGUGGGAGGGACCAUGUACAACACCGGCCGCCAUGUGUCCCUGCGUCUGGAUAAGGAACACUUGGUGAACAUUUCGGGCGGGCCCAUGACCUACAGCCACCGACUAGAGGAGAUCCGGUUACACUUUGGCAGCGAGGAUGGCCAGGGCUCUGAGCACCUCCUCAAUGGGCAGGCUUUCUCCGGGGAGGUUCAACUUAUACAUUACAACCAUGAGCUCUACACAAACUACACAGAAGCAGCAAAAAGUCCAAAUGGAUUGGUGAUAGUGUCUAUAUUCAUGAAGAUAGCUGAGUCUUCAAAUCCAUUUCUUAAUCGUAUGUUGAACAGAGACACCAUCACAAGAAUAACAUAUAAGAAUGAUGCAUAUUUACUGACGGGACUAAACAUUGAAGAGCUCUACCCAGAGACCUCAAGCUUUAUCACUUAUGACGGAUCGAUGACUAUACCACCAUGCUUUGAAACAGCAACGUGGAUCCUGAUGAACAAGCCUGUGUAUGUCACACGGAUGCAGAUGCACUCUCUGCGGCUGCUGAGUCAGAACCAGCCCUCGCAGAUCUUCCUCAGCAUGAGCGACAACGUGCGGCCGGUCCAGCCGCUGAACAACCGCUGCAUCCGAACCAACAUCAACUUCAGCAUGCAGGGCAAGGACUGCCCCAACAACAGGGCUCAGAAGCUGCAGUAUCGAGCUAAUAUAUCUCUGCAACAGCUGCACAAAAUGUGAAUUUUACCCCUGCAGCAUUAAAACAUUGAGGUCAAGAGUGAAUGAAUGGCUUCUGAAAUAGAAGCACUACAAUGAACACAGACAUGAUGAGUAUUAUUUUAAAAAAAUCAAGAACAACAGCGGCACAAUACAACUCACAGGAUCAAGACUGCAUUGCUUUUUUCCUGCCAGA
This is a messenger RNA of Megalops cyprinoides (Indo-Pacific tarpon), 1720 nucleotides long. RefSeq names its product carbonic anhydrase Xa (gene ca10a). Gene Ontology annotation, molecular function: carbonate dehydratase activity; zinc ion binding. NCBI's taxonomy places the organism in Eukaryota, Metazoa, Chordata, Actinopteri, Elopiformes, Megalopidae. The coding region runs from base 550 to 1548 and encodes 332 amino acids. The transcript has 11 exons. The record is from RefSeq and is a predicted model, not a curated record.